AACCGAAAGCUGAUCAACCGGCGUGUGCCGUAUUAUGCUGCAGUUCUUUAUGGCGGUCGCAGAAAAUAAUAAAGUGGUGGUGGUUUAAGUUGCUUUAGAAUUUUACUGUGUUAUGUGUAAUUCGUAGUUUUAAAAUUUGUGCUAAGCAUUACUAAUUACCAUGGUUGAGACUGAAGAUAGUUUUAUUUUUGCACCCGUAAUUUCGGAGAAAGAAUGGCUGCAAAUACCGUCUGAAAUAGCAAAAAAAGUUGAACACUUUGUAGAAGAGAAAUUCGAAGAAUUAUUAACGUCGAAAGCGUUAUCGGAAACUAAUCGCUUUAACGCAGAACAAAAACUAUCUGAAUUAGAAAAGAGGAAUGAUGAACUUGAACAUGAUAAAAAUGAGCUUUUAUCUAAACUUGAUGGUGCCCAGCAAACCAUUACUGAAUUAGAAGCCCAAAUAUCAAAUUGUAUUGGUGAAAUAACAAAACUUCGGACUAAAUGUAACCAAUUUGAAUCAGAAACUGCAGAAUUCCGACAUCAGAGGGAUCUUGCAGUUGGGGAAAAUGAAAAACUUACAAAAUUAUUAGAAAGACAAAAUUCAGAAGUAGAAAGGCUUAAGUUGGAUUUAGAUACUUUGCAGAAUCAGUUGGAAAAGGCUAUUAAAGUGAAGUGUGAAGCAUUAGCCGAUGUCGAUGAGAUAGGUUCUCUGAAACUAUCAUUGGAGUAUAAGGAAAAAAGACUAGACCAAGAAAAAGCUUUAUUAAAUAGUCAAAUUGAAAUGCUGACAGAUGAACUAAAAAAAAAGACAGAGACUUUGUUAGCAAUUCGAACAGAUAAUUCAUCAAGAUGUAUUAUGCUAGAAACUAAAUUGAACAGUAAAAUACAAGAAUUAGCAGUGACCAAUGAGUCUGUAAAAUCAUUGACUGAAAUAAAUAAUAAUCUAACAGAAAAAGUAGAAGAAUUAACAGAAAGGCUUGCUCAAGAUAGGGAUACUCACACAAAAGCAUUGGAGUCUUAUCAACAGGAACUUGAAGCACAAAUUAAAUUGGCUGAUCUCUACAAAAAUAUGAGUGAAGAAAGUAAAAAGCAUGGUGAAGAACUAACUAAAGGCAUAGUUGAGCUACAAACGCUAUUGAAGAAUGCUACAGAACAGUAUGGAGAGUUGGAAACAAAACAUAAAGAAGCUGAAUUAGCCAAUGAGGAAAUGAUAUCUAAAAAGAAUGAAUGUAUUGAUGUUUUAAAGAAAGAAUUGGAAUCUGCAAAUGAAUUGUUGAAAUUUGCCAAAGAUGAAAGUUUACAGCGGGAUAUAGAAGAUUUAGCACCAUCUGCGGCAGCAGCAUCUAAGGCUCUAAAAUGUGGAAUGUCUAUGACACAAAUGUAUACUCAGUAUGUUAAUGUUUCUGACGAACUUCUGCUUGAAAAAGAAGAAAAUAGGCGUCUGACAUCUUAUAUAAAACAGAUCAUUGCUGAAAUUGAAGACAAAGGACCAUAUCUUAAAAAACAAAAAGAGGACUACGACAAGGCAUUGGAAACAAUUGCUGAUAUGACCAAACACAAUGAGCAGCUCAUUAUGGAAAAUCAACAUUUGCGAGAAGAACACGCUGAUAUUAAACGUGCCGAAGGUUUAGCUGAGCGAGAAAACAGUCGCCUAAAGAAGGAGUUGGCGGAUCUAGGCCGUCAAGUAUGUCACUUGGUGCGAGAAGUUGAACAGUCGAGGGGCGGUUCCUCAUCUACGUCCACAGACCAGGAUAUGAGUGACAGUGUGAGUUCUGCUGACAUUAUUACCAAACGUCUGGUUACUUUCAGCGAUAUAGCAGAACUCCAGAGUAACAAUCAGAGACUUCUGGCACUCGUACGCGAGCUCAGCGCAAAACAAGAAGAAGCCGAAACUUUUGAUCCAGCUGUCAUUGCUAAAAUGAAAAUGAAAAUCGAAUCGUUACAAGAAGCUCAAUCUGAUUCUUUGGAACAUCAAGAACGCCAAAACAAAAUGAUAACUAUGCUUAUUGGACAACGAGACAUGUAUAAAAAUCUCUACACACAGGCGUUAAGAGGUAAUACUGAUGACGUUCCUAUGCAUUUGGAACGUUCGUUUGUUUCUGAUCGUCUCCAGAGUCCAAAGCCCAACGAUGAUGAUUCAAAUGCUGACGAUAAAAUUCAAGAACUUGAAACGCAAUUAGAAAAACUGAAAAAAGCUCUCGAUGUCUCAAAAGAAGAACAUGAAACAUAUCGUAAAGAAAAAGCAUGCAACGAGAAACUUCUACUUGACCAGAUCGAGAAACAACGGCAAGAAAUUUCUGAUCUCACACGCACUAAUUGUAAACUUGCAUCUAUGUCAGAUGUAAAUGAUGAACGAUUCAAGAUAAUAAAAUCAAAUGUCGAAGUGUACAAAAAUCAAAUCGCGCAACUCGAGAAACAAAAUAAAAUCUACAGUGAAACAAUUAUCAAGCACGAAGAGGCGAUUAAUUACCUACGGGAACAAACGUUAGCUGCACAAACAAAGUUAUCCAGCUCUGAAGUGAUUCUUGGAAACUUGCAAAAAGAAAAUGCUUUACUUCGAGAUGCAGAAGAGAGGCUAACGCGAGAGCGGGAAGCACUGAAGCGGGAUGCCUAUUCGCAAAACCUACUUCAAUCGAAUAUCGAACUAAUAAAAGCUACAUUGGAAAGAAAUGAAGCUGAGAGUCGAAUCAGACUUGAAGAGCGUCUAGAUGAAGCUCACCGUGAAUGUGCUGCAUUGCGACGUCGCUUAGUUGAGGAACAGGAUCGCUUCCGUGAACUAAGUGUUCAUUUGGAAAAACAGACCCAUGACGCUCAACAGCGGCUUGAAGAAGAAAAGCAACAAGCAGGGAAAUUGCGUAAAGAACUCACCGAAACUCGAGAAGAUCUUAUUGCCAAAUCGGUUCAGAUCGAAGAACUAACAAAAAAAUUAAAAACAUCUCUUGUUUCAAGCUUUUCCGAGUCUGUUGGCAGCGGUGGUUUAGACAUAAAAAAAACGCGCCAAUUAGAAAAAAUGCUCAGCGAUAAUCAAGCCGAAAUCGAUACAUUACGGCAACAACUCAAGAACGCUAAAGAAGCCGUUGAACAACAUUCCAAUGUUGCUGAAAGCGCGGAACGCCAAUUGAAAGAGUUUAUGGAACAAGCUGAAGCAUAUAAAGUACAAUCAAAUGACAAUAUUAAAAGACAACUAGAAAAAAUCAAAGAUCUGGAGGAGAAAUGCUCUCUACUUCAAGGAGAGUUAUCCAUACAGUCUGAUGGACAAGAUGGUGUCUCGUUAGAUCUUCGAGGGAAAUUGGCGAAAUCAGAAGAAUUACUGCGCAUUGCAAAUGAAGAUCUUACAGAACUUAAAGAGAAAUUGCAAGAAUCACAAGAUUCUGUUCGAAAUCUAACGGAAAGUCUAGAGCAGGCAGAAAAUAAGUAUGCUCGUGAAAUGAUGCUUCAUUCCGAUGAUUUGCAUCUUCUAACUAAUGUAAAGGAAGAAUUAGCAAAGAGUGUAACUGAGAUUAGUGAACUAAAACAUGCACGAGAUGAAGCACUUGAAGCACUUGCUGCAAAUAAGAAAAGUUGGGAAACACGUGAGGCUCUCUUUAAAAAAGAAAAAGAGGAGCUUGAAACACGAUUCAAUGACAUGGAAGCACAGAAUACACUUUUACUUGACCAAAUACAAGCUCUUAACACGCAAUUGUCUAUAUUGCAGGCACAGAUCACAGAGAGUUCGAAUGAAGGUGCUGACUCUAGUUUUAACCGAUCUUUUACGGAAAAUGACGUUAGAUCAUCCGAACAACUUCUGAAAAUUAUCAAAUACCUUCGCCAAGAAAAAGACAUAGCGGUAAGUAAGUGCGAGAUUCUUGAAGCGGAACGAUGCCGCUAUAAAUCCGAGUUAGAGACACUAACUAAGAAAUUCGAAGAAACGCGCGCUAUGUGUGCUGCACAACACGAAAAAUCUGAAGUAGCUGUAAUAACGGUUGCAAAACACGAGGAAGUGUUGCGUAAAAUCGAAACGCUUAAUGCUAUCACAGAUAGCAACAGGAGCCUUAGAGUAGAACGAGAUAAUUUACUCGCCCAAAUUGAAGAUUUGAAAAAACGAUGUGGGAAUUUGGAAGAACAGUUAAUUCCUCUUCAGGAGAAAAACCGUGAAUUAACUCUUAAAGCGGAAUCUAUGCAAACCGAAAAUGUUACACUAAGAGGUGAAGCGACAAGAUGGCGACAACGGGCUAAUAUGCUCAUUGAAAAAUCAAAUAGAACAAGUCCUGAAGAUUGGAAAAAACUGCAAACUGAGCGUGAAAAUCUCGCUAAACAAUUAACUAUGGAGCGAGGUAACACUGCCAAACUCAAUGAUGAGCUUAGUACUAUUAAACAAGAAAAAGCACGGCUUGAAGAACAAUUACGUAAUCAACGAGCUCAAAACACUCAACUUAAUGAUGACAUAGAAAAGUUGCGCUCUGAAUUCAACCAACUAAAGGAUCAUAUGAAUCAAGCUACUCGUGAACUAGAGCAGACAAAGGAAAUGUACUCUAAAUUGUCUGAAGAUAAUCGCCUCCUGACUGAAGAAACUGCAGGUAAAGAUGUUACGAUAUCUGAUCUCAAAAAUAAUCUUACAGCUGUUAAGAGGAUUGCGAAGAGGUAUAAACAACAGUGGGAAGACCAGCUUAAAGAAAUUGAAAUUCUUAAACAACAAACCGAAACUGUCACUUCGGAAAAUGCCAGUAAUCAAGCCGAGCGUGAAGAAAAGACCCGAAAUGAAUUUGAGGAACGAAUAUCACGAAUAGAAUUGGCUCAUAACGAACGUGUUAACGAACUUAAUCAAAAAGUUGCUUCUGCUACUGAAGAAAACGAAAAUUAUAAGCGAGAAAUUGAAAACCUUAAACAGACAACUUUGGAUAAGGAAGAGCGUUUCAAGACAUUAUUUAAAAAUGCUAAAGACCGUAUUAUGGCACUUACAGAACAAAAUAGCAGCCUUAAAGCAGAAUUAGGUCGUCCAAAAGCUUCUACUGCAUCGGCAACGGACAGUGUAAAUCAGCAAUCGUCUGCGGCAUCUGCGACAGAUGUAUCAGCUACUAAAACUGCAGAGCUUGAGGCUGAAAUCGAACGCUUAGAAAAAGAAAAAGAAGAGGCGUUAAAUGAAAAACAACAAGAAAAAGAAAAAAUGCAAGGCGAAAUCGAUGCAUUGGUGCAGAAAAUUAACCAAUUACAACGGCAGCUUGGACAACAAGGGUCGAAACCGAGUACAAGUUCAGGGCCAUCAGAAAAGUCGAUGAACGAGCCACCUACUGCUAAUAUCAAACCAAUGGCAGGCCAUUCUACGAAUAUACAAACCCAGUCAGUACCUAUACAACCAUGGCGAAGUGGCACCGAAACCCCUUUAGCUAGUAUACGACCCAUGUCUAUGCAAUUGCGCACUGUAGCUGUUUUGCCGACUAGCCAAGGACCAUCAACUAGCCAGGGGCCGAGUGCAGUUAUUGUGCCUCCUCAACAACAAGUUCACACAACUGGUCCUGGUACUGUAGAAGCAAUGUCAAGUAGUCCCACUAGUUCCCAUACAGAAUACAUGCCAGCUACCAGUUCAGCCGCUGUGGUAGGACCUAGACAAGUUGCUGUACCUCCUACACAAUCUUCUCAAGAUGCUGAAGACGAAGAUGGAGGCAUUCAGGUUCAGCCGGCACCUCAACAACAAGCAGUAGCACUGGUUUUACCUCGUAUCGAACCCCCCAGUAACAAUUUAACUCAGGAGUCUGGCACAAGUAGCAGUAGUAGUUCGAAUACGGUUACGACGACCCAGGCUAGUCUAAAGAGACCACGCGAAGCUGACACUGAAACUGGUUGCCAAGCUGAGGAACAAGGCAAAACACCACAACAAUUAAAACGCAGUCGAAUACAGACAGGAACUGAAAAUUUCCAGUCGCAACAGUCACAAGUGAGUGACAGCGGUGUUGAGGUAGAGUACCAGGUACCAACUAGCAGCCAGAGGGACCACGAAGAGGAUAAUGAUGCGGUAAUAGUUGUGGAAAGCGACGAAGAAGGUGAAGGACCGGAUGAAGGAGAAGGCGAAGAAGAGCCAGAUGAUGCUGACACUGAUGGUUUUAUGGAUACGGAACAGGAGUUAAAUUAUGAAGAUGCCGAUUGCCAAGAAAUAGAAGAGGAGGAAGAAAGGGAAAAUGAAGUUGAAGUCAUAGAUGAUUCAAGCGAAGUUCCGAAUCAAAGUGAACAUUCAAUGCAAGAGGCAGUCUCUCCACAAGAAGAAAAUUCUGAACAAGUCCAGUCAGAAGCAACCAGUAGUGGGGCUGACGGGGGGACAUCGGGUAUUAUUCUGUCGCAGGCAUCCCCAUCAAUCUCAGUUGCUAUGUCUGCACUUUCGCGAACACGGCCUGUAGCUCCACUUUCAAGACAACAACAGCAGUCUCAUUUAUUACUGCCUCAUGGACUUGAAGAAGGAGGGGAUGACGGUAUAGUUCCUUCGACUCCUACUCUGUUCGUGCCUAGGAGAUCCGAUGGUUUUGGUGAAGCAGUCAGUUCACCCCAUGUGCCAACAAGUGGUCGAUUCACUUUCAGCGAAUCAGCCCCGCCAAGUAAUUCUAGUUCGACCGAAAUUAUUCCUGAACAAACAUUAGAAUUCUCCAACACCGAUGAUAAUAGUACCGGAAGAAGUGUUCCGAGUACACCUUUACAAGCUUCGCCCCAAGAAGCAGCUCCUAUAGUUGAACUACCAACAAUUACAGUGAGUGGAGCUGCCGAUGAAGCUGAAGCGACUGCACAGGAAGGAAGUGGUGGGGAAUGUAUGGGCCCUCCUGCAACCACUGGAACCGUCCGGGAAGGUGUUCAAACUGUUGAAGAAAGCGAAGAGAUGUUGGAAGGCGAGGAUGGGGUGAGUUCAGAAGGAGAAAAACCUCCCACCUCGGAAGAAGGAGAGGACGAAGGUAGAGAGGCUGAAGCAUCUCCCAGUACUAACACUCGUUCAAGAGGAAUGGUACAACGUGGACAAGGAGUGGCCAGACGUUCAGUGAGGCAUGGUUUAGUGCGAGGAGGUUUAUCUAGAACUGGUCCUACUUCUAUCGUUUGGGGUGACCAACAAAGAAUCUCUACGCGUAAUCAAGUAGAUCACGGUGGCCAACAACAGCGAGGUCCCACAAACAGAGGUGGUAACCAAUCCCAAUUCUCUCCCAGAGUAGCCCGAAGAAGCAGAGGCCGCGCCCCUCGUCCUUACAAUCGCUUUUAAAAGUUAAAGAAACCAUACAUAAGUUAUUGUCAUUCCAUUCGGUAAAGUUUCACUAUAGUUGUAAUUCAUUUCAAUGUGUUAAGAAUAUUAAUAGUUAUCAACUUUUUCCCGGCAACAUUAAAACGACGUAGCGCAUUCUAGCCGUAUAAACAAAAAGGACUGAUUUAAUUUCAAAUUCGUUUAAAUAAGGAAGAGAAUACGUUUGCUAUUAUUAGCUUAGGUGGUGUUUGACUAAAGUAACGAUAAUUACAUGUAGCAUUUUGUUAUAAAUAAACCAUAUAUAAUAACA
This is a messenger RNA of Agrilus planipennis (emerald ash borer), 7478 nucleotides long. RefSeq names its product nucleoprotein TPR (gene Mgtor). NCBI's taxonomy places the organism in Eukaryota, Metazoa, Arthropoda, Insecta, Coleoptera, Buprestidae. The transcript is spliced from 18 exons. Gene Ontology annotation, molecular function: structural constituent of nuclear pore. Gene Ontology annotation, biological process: protein import into nucleus; mRNA export from nucleus. The record is from RefSeq and is a predicted model, not a curated record. Bases 161 to 7189 code for a protein of 2342 amino acids. Gene Ontology annotation, cellular component: nuclear pore.